This is a messenger RNA of Acipenser ruthenus (sterlet), 2528 nucleotides long. RefSeq names its product tubulin-specific chaperone C-like. Gene Ontology annotation, cellular component: cytoplasm. The coding region runs from base 336 to 1385 and encodes 349 amino acids. Gene Ontology annotation, biological process: tubulin complex assembly; post-chaperonin tubulin folding pathway. The record is from RefSeq and is a predicted model, not a curated record. NCBI's taxonomy places the organism in Eukaryota, Metazoa, Chordata, Actinopteri, Acipenseriformes, Acipenseridae. The transcript has a single exon. Gene Ontology annotation, molecular function: tubulin binding.
AAUCAAAUCUGAAAAUGAUUUUAUUGAUAAAGCUACACGAGUCUAGCAGCAGCCAUCUCAGUCUCCUCAAUAAAUACACUUUAGGCCACUACUAAAAGAAACGGCAGGGUUUCUCAGUGAUACUGGGGCAAAGCGACUCAUUAAAAUAUUUUAAUAAAAGGGGGGCUGUGCCUUUAAGAAGUCAUAAACAAUAAACGAACACCAAUGAAAAGUGCGCAUACAAGAAGAGACCGGGCAGAUUCGUCCAGUGAGAUUCGCGUUUAUUCAGAAGUGGUUGUCCGCGCAGUUCUUUAAUUCUUGUAACAGCACAAUAUUGACGAGACUGAAAGACUGAGAUGGAUCAGCUUGUCUCUGUCAAAGUCGGGGGGACGGACAGGAGGGCGAGAAUCCCAGAGAGGCUACAGAAGCGGGACCAGGAGAGGCAGGAGGAGCUGGAGAGGCGCAAAGAGGCAAAGCAGAGCAAGGAGGUGACGGAGGAAAAGAGCGACUUCUUCACCAGCACUUUCUCCAAGGAGAAGGCGGAUAUCGAGGAGCUGCUGGUGGGCGGCGGUGAGGCGGAACCAGGGUCGCUGGCAGGCCGGUUGGAGGAUAUCUCGGCUCGGAUCCUGCAGCUGCAGAAGUUUCUCAACGACAGCAUGGUGUUCCUGCCCCAGUACGAGCUGCGGCAGGCCCAGGCCGCCUUGCAGAAGCUCCACAGUGACCUGGCGGAGAAGAGAGGCGAGCUGCUGCCGAAGAAGAAGUUUGCCUUCCGAUCGCGCAAUGUCGGGGCUAAUAAUACAAACAAAGAGACCCCCGAACCUAGGAAGGGGGGCGAGCAAGCAAGCAGACCCAUUGAUUUGACAGCUGCCUCUGUGACGGCGUCCCCAGGUAACAGCGAUGAUGUCAGCGCGCUGUGCGGCUUUUCCAAUGUGGUCUCGCAGGUUCUGAUCAAGAGGGCGGAUGAGAUUAAUCAGAGGGACGUGUUGCUCACACACCUGUCCAGCUGCACGGUGAAGCUGUUCGGAGCCCCGAGCACCCUCCACAUCAAACACGUCAGGGACUCCACCAUACUGUGCGGGCCCGUGUCCAGCUCCGUCUUUAUCGACCACUGCUCGGGCUGCACCUUCGCGUUCCCGUGCCAGCAACUGCGUACCCACAACACGACCGACAGCCGGGCGUACCUGCACGUCACCAGCCGGGCCAUUGUAGAGGACUGCAGCGGGGUGCGGUUUGCGCCCUUUACCUGGAGCUACCCGGGCCUGGAGGAAGACUUCCAGGUGUCGGGGUUAGACAGGGAGAGAAACAACUGGACCCAGGUGGACGAUUUCAACUGGCUGUCGAGUGACGCCCCUUCUCCCAACUGGAGUGUUAUUCCCGAGGAGGAGAGGAAAACUAUCUGGGUUUAAAGCCAUGCAAAGGGGUUGCACUAAAACCCAAACGAAUGGCUACACUACCUGGUUUCAAUACCAGGGGCCCUACACCUGACAACAUGUAUGCACUUCAGGAUGCCACAGAGUAACACGAACCUGUUCAGGUAAUGGACCAGACAGCGCAAGCGCUUUGGAGUUGCUGUGUUGUGCUGUCACUGAAGCGGCAGGCAGACCCACCUGCUGACUGCUGAGCACCACACACACACACACACCUGUGAACUAGAAUGAAUGCAAACCCUGAUUGUUUGUUUCUACUUGAGUUUGUAUGAAAGCGUUAUUUAUUAGUGUAUGAUGUAGCUAUUCAUUUGUUUCAGUCCUUCAUAUUUAAAAAAUAAUGUGCAAACCCACUUUUGUUUUAUUCAUAUUAUUUUGAUAAUGAAAACCCUGUAUAACCUACGCCUUGCAUAUUCAAGCAAAUGAUACAAAUGUAUCUAUUUGGUAAAAUAUGAAUCUUCCAGAAGUACUCAGUACUAUGUGUUUUUCCUUGACUCUAAAUCACCAUCUCAGUAUAAUGUGAUGACAUUCUCAAGGAUAUCAUUCUAGAACUCUGUGCGCUUUCAUGGGUUAAUGAUCACUCUUCAUGCUUGUGUGUCACUAAGAUAGGAAAGUGCAAUUCUGAGCAUACAGUAUGACAGAUUGACAAGCUCUGAUCAUGUUGUCACACUAGAUUGAUUCAAUGUCUCUCGACUGGCUGAUUUGGCAUGUAGUGAUCUAUACAGUUUAUGUGAUGUAAAUGCAGAGGACUGAAAAAUAAUAUGGAUUUAAUAAUAUGCAGCAGUUCUGUAUAGAAUAUUCUCAAAUAAUAUGUUUGUGGAACACCUUGAACUCAUGUAGGAUUGUGACUUGUGGCCAAUGGUAGUUACUUGCUUUGAAGCAGCUUGGAGUGUGUAUUCAUGUCUCAGCUUAACCCUAAACUCCCUGGCUGUUCAGUGUUAAACUAGAAGCAAAUUAUUCCAGUGAUGAUUCAACACACGAUAUAUACCGACUGUUUUAGAAAUCCAUUAAAAAAAUGUCUGCUUGCUUGCGCUAUGUAGUUAUUGAUGAUGUCACUUGUUAACUCAUUGACUGUGUCCUUCCUAGAGACUAAAUUAAAAAUGAGACGGAUGUCUGUUCCACUGA